AACAGAUAUCUAUUUGUAUUAUUCCUACAAAAAAAAUCUUCCUUUUAUUGCCACAUUACACAGAGUACAUUUUGACUAGGGGAAACCAGAAAUGGGGUUGACUUCUGCCAUUUUCUUGGCUUCUGCAGCAACAAGCUCAAAGUUCCUUGUCAGACCACCAUUCACUGCCUUCUCUCCACAACUUUAUUUCUCUAAAAUCUGCAAUGUAAAGCUAAAUCGCCGGCAAAGAUCCUCAUUCCAGAAAAAUACAUGUCGUCGAAUUUGCUGCAGUCAAGUGCAGAUUGAAGAGAAUACCGAUGAGGAGGCAUGUGAGCUGGUGAAUGGACUUGAGAUUUCCAUAGGUGAAGGAUCUGAUGCUGUUAAUGCUUAUCUUCUCACCGCUGUCAAGAACAACAAUGAAACUGGUAUUUUGCUAUUGUCGGAUUCAUUUGGAUUUGAGGACUCAUCUAUCAGAGAUUUCGCCUACCGUAUUGCCUGCAAUGGCUACAAUGUUCUAUUACCAGACUUAUUCAAUGGUGAUCCAUGGCAAAAAGACCAGCCAAAUGCCUUAUUUGAACCAUGGCUAGCCACUCAUACACAAACCGCAAGUAAAAACAUUACAAAAUCCAUAAAGUGGAUGGUAGAUGAGUUUGUAGCUGCAGGAAUCUCAAAGAAGCUCGGAAUUGUUGGCUUUGGUUUUGGUGGAGGAAAAGUAAUUGAGGUUCUAGCUGAGGAUCAUGAUGGCUAUUUUGGUCUUGGAGUCUCCUUUUAUGGCACAAGAAUCCAACCGUCUGUUGCUGCUAAAAGCAAGGUGCCAAUUUUGUACAUUACUGGUGAUGAGGACUCUUUGUGCCCCAUGAACGUGGUGGAGGAUAUCGAGAGGGACAAUGUAGUGGGGUCAAGGGUGUUUGUUUUCAAGGGAAGAGGCCAUGGAUUUGUUCAUCGACCUGCAUCAGCUGAAGAUGAUAAAGAUGCAGAAGAAGCUUUUGUGAUCUUGAGGAAUUGGUUGCAUAAUGGUUUGGUUGUAGAGAAAAAGUGAAUUGUAUUCCUUUAUGGGAUUAUAUAUAUUUCAUGUAUAUAUCUUUGAUAAUUGGGUUCCCCUGCAA
Erigeron canadensis is the source of this 1085-nucleotide messenger RNA. Its product is annotated as carboxymethylenebutenolidase homolog. Gene Ontology annotation, molecular function: hydrolase activity. The coding region runs from base 92 to 1018 and encodes 308 amino acids. The record is from RefSeq and is a predicted model, not a curated record. The transcript is spliced from 3 exons. Lineage: Eukaryota; Viridiplantae; Streptophyta; Magnoliopsida; Asterales; Asteraceae.